AUGAUGCCAAAGGAAGAUACAAGGAAGCCGGUAAUUUCAAUGCUCCUUGAAUCUACAACAAGUGAAGAAGACUAUAUACAAGGCAGUUGUGAAACGGAAUGUGCUUGCAAUUGUGCUCAAGAAGAGCUUACUGACGAAGAAGGAGUUCAUAUAAGGCUAGUAGAACUUCCCUCAGAACCAAUAUUUGAUUCGCUAGGAUCAGAGGAUACCAUUAAUUGGCCCGUUUGUGACACAGCUAAUUUAACGACUGACGUACAAGACACAGACCAGCUGUUUUUCGAUCAUCCACAUAUGGAGACGAGUUCAAUUGAUAAAAUAUAUGCCAAGCUCUACUCUAGAACAUCAGAAAUAAUGUAUUCUGUCAUAUAUUUUGGCAAAAAUAUUUAUGCUAAAUGUCACCAAGCCUACUGCUACGGCCUUGUAAAUUUAAGUGCCAAAUACCCAACUCUGGGCAGCUGGCUAUAG
Eremothecium sinecaudum is the source of this 465-nucleotide messenger RNA. Its product is annotated as HFL117Cp. The transcript has a single exon. The coding region runs from base 1 to 465 and encodes 154 amino acids. Lineage: Eukaryota; Fungi; Ascomycota; Saccharomycetes; Saccharomycetales; Saccharomycetaceae. The record is from RefSeq and is a predicted model, not a curated record.